UCAGAGAGGCAAAUGAUACUCAACAGCAACUUUUUGGUUGCUUCCGAUCCGUGGGUUUCAAAUCCAAGGAUUUGUUGAAGAAGAAGAAGAAGUGGGUGAGAAAGCAGCAAUAUCCUCAGCCAUUCUCUUCUAAUCGGCUGACUUGAUAAACCACAUCGAGAAGAACAAGAAAGACGACGGCGUUUUAAUAAAUCAAUGGUGAAGGGAGGAGUGCAAAACCCAGGAUUAGCAGCGGAUGUGAGUCAGGUGAUUGAUCAGUUGGAACGGCACUGUUUGGCACCCGACGGAUCUCUUGUCUCCAAAUCCGCCUUCUCCGACCUCCAACUCGCCAGAGAGGAGAUGUCUAGGGAGAGAUUGCGCUACUUAGAAGCUCUGGCAAUUUAUUGUGAAGCAAUUGCCAUGGUGGAAGAGUAUCAACAGCAGGGUGUUUCCAUGGCUAAUCUUGGAGGAAUUCGAGAUGUCCAAGGCUCGAACAGUUCUCCUCAGGUUUAUGAGACUCUAGAGCACCGCUUAGUCGUUGCAGAAGCAGCUCAGAAAUUGAGGCUUCCUCUUAUAUCGAAGGAUGGUGAGAUCCAUGAGGAGGAAAUUGAAAAAUGGACUGUAAUGUCUCGAAGUUCCCUUGAUAGUACAAAUACCAGUGUUACCAUCAGCUCAACCUCUAACUCAAUCAAUUAUACAAACAGUUCUUCAAACAGCACUGCAAGUGCAGCAAACAAUGCCGCUCUUCUUACUAAUAAUGACUCAACAGAACCUGGAGUUGGUGGCGUUCCUAAUCGCUUUCUUGGCAUAACACCUGCCUAUUUGUGGCAAACUCAUCUUCAACAAAUGCCAUUCAUGAUGGACAUUGCUGAAUAUCAGAUGUCUCUUUCAUGUGAGGUUGAGGCUCGCUUGAAAGCUAAAUGCAUUAAGUUAGCUGAUGCUUUUGUUGAUGAUAUUGAUUCAAUGCCUGUUAAUCAAAAUUCAACUGCUCGCCUUCCAGAGAGGGUCAAGUUGAUAAUUGAGGAAAUUGAGAAGGAAGAAGCAGCCCUGCGAGAGGAUCUUUAUUCUGCAGAUAGAAAAUUUGCUGAAUAUUACAAUGUCUUAGAGCAGAUACUUGGCGUGCUUAUUAAGCUUGUCAAAGAUUUGAAGCUGCAACAUCAACAUAAAUAUGAUGAACUACAGAAGACUUGGUUGUGUAAAAGGUGUGAGACCAUGAGUGCAAAACUAAGGGUUCUGGAGCAUGUUCUCCUUCUUGAAACUUAUACUCAGGAGUCAAUACCAGCUCUUCAUAAAAUAAGGAAAUAUCUUGUCGAGGCCACAGAAGAAGCUUCUAUUGCAUACAAUAAAGCGGUUACACGCCUGCGUGAAUAUCAAGGUGUUGAUCCUCACUUUGACACAAUCGCAAGACAGUACCAUGAUAUUGUAAAGAAAUUGGAAAACAUGCAAUGGACAAUCCAUCAAGUUGAAAUGGACCUGAAACGGUUACCAGAUCAUCCAAGAGCUUAAAUUGGAUUUAUUUCUUGACUUCUUAGUACUUUUAUAGGCCAAGGACCGAACCAAGUAUCAAUGUUUGAUACCUAGUCUUUUUGUCCUUUUCGUUUUUGUCAAAUUUGUAUUCCCUGGUCAGUUGCAUUGCCAGGAUGUAGAAUAACAUGCUCAACAAUUAGCUAUAAAAAGAUAAUAUUGGUUCACAA
This is a messenger RNA of Populus nigra (black poplar), 1673 nucleotides long. RefSeq names its product AUGMIN subunit 4. Gene Ontology annotation, molecular function: microtubule minus-end binding. Bases 196 to 1485 code for a protein of 429 amino acids. Gene Ontology annotation, biological process: spindle assembly. NCBI's taxonomy places the organism in Eukaryota, Viridiplantae, Streptophyta, Magnoliopsida, Malpighiales, Salicaceae. The record is from RefSeq and is a predicted model, not a curated record. Gene Ontology annotation, cellular component: HAUS complex. The transcript is spliced from 13 exons.